Molecule: messenger RNA, 412 nt
Organism: Guillardia theta CCMP2712
Lineage: Eukaryota; Cryptophyceae; Pyrenomonadales; Geminigeraceae
Product: large subunit ribosomal protein L35e_1, cytoplasmic
Exons: 5
Coding region: 1-372 (123 amino acids)
Biological process (GO): translation; maturation of LSU-rRNA from tricistronic rRNA transcript (SSU-rRNA, 5.8S rRNA, LSU-rRNA)
Cellular component (GO): cytosolic large ribosomal subunit; ribosome
Molecular function (GO): structural constituent of ribosome; mRNA binding
Source: RefSeq, a predicted model, not a curated record
AUGGUGAAGGUCAAGGCUCAUGAGCUUAGAGGCAAGAGUAGAGAGGAGCUCCUCCGCCAGCUUGAUGAGUUGAAAACCGAGCUUCAGCAGCUGAGAGUCGCUAAGGUUACUGGAGGUGCCGCUUCAAAACUCUCAAAGAUCAAAGUUGUGAGGAAGUCUAUCGCAAGAGUUUUGACAGUGUAUAAUCAGAACAAGAAGCAAGCCAUCCGAGAUAAAUCCGCUGAUGAGAUUUACAAGCCCCUUGACAUCAGAGCUAAGUUGACCCGUGCUCUUAGGAGAAAGCUCUCUCCUGAACAGGCAUCCAAGCAGACUCUUAAGGCCAUCAAGAAGGCCAAGUACUUCCCUCAGCGCAAGUAUGCAGUCAAGGCUUAAAUCAUCGUGGGAGGAAUAAACGUGGAAUGCAAAAUCUUUC